Molecule: messenger RNA, 8016 nt
Organism: Lymnaea stagnalis (great pond snail)
Lineage: Eukaryota; Metazoa; Mollusca; Gastropoda; Lymnaeidae
Source: the annotation of a GenBank genome assembly
UUUGAACGGGAUUUCCGAUGCCAAAUUCCGGCCAGUCGACAUCGAUCCCGGGGAUCUUCCCAACACCGCCCAUUACGUGUGGUGUGGCAGUAAGCUCUUCCUGUACGAGAACUACUUAAGCGUCUUGUCCAUUGUUCGAGUUUACAGGCCCAUGAAGAUUGUGUUUCACUUCAAUCAACUUCCGACGGUGAUAAACCUUUACAAUUCGUGGUUCCAAGAAUUGAGGCAAUCGCUGCCAUAUUUGGUCUUACGACAGACGAGUUCCGUGCUCAGGUGCAAUUCUUCAGAUUCGCUAAACUUCGGGUUGGAACAGUUGGCCUCGAGUAUAGGUGGCGGUAUUUAUUUUGGGGAAAGGGCGAUUCUGACCUAUGUUCCCAGGAAAUGGAAACAGGAGAAUUUUUUGACCUACUUAACUCAUGGAACAAACUCGAGUGAUGAAGUGAUUAUAUUCGCUAGAUAUGGACUAGUCGACCAUAAGGUCACACUUGAACAGUUCAAAGAAAAUGUAUUUAACGUGUCGUAUGAAUGUUUAUCAGUGGAUAAGUUUAAUGAGGUAAUGACGCAAUUGAUACUCUUAAAACCAAAUGAAAUCAGUGACAAUUUAUCGCCAUGUCUGAUCGCACCGAAGCAACUCUACCCAGAGAAGAUCAUCAACAACACGACUCCUUUUGGGGGAGUGGCCAGGAAUCUGCAUUACGGCACUUCAGAAUUAAUGGCCGCCCAACCUGGCAAGGUGCGACUAAUUCUUUAUUUUUUUAAUGAAGUAAUGGUUUACUCAGAGCGAUCAGUGAUCCAUUUGGUUAGUGUUUGUGGCACUGUUGGGCUGGGGAGGUUGUCAAAUGACGAAGUGAUAGUUUAGCCCCAUUUGAAAUAUUUCUAGAUCAGAAGAUAAUCAUAUGAUGUAUGUGUAUGGGCCAACUUAAUGUUAUGUCAGGCCAACACCCAUUGUCAAAUUCAUCGCAUAAUGAUUGAAUUUCUUAUUUUCAUAGAAUGUGCAUUUGUUUUCCUUUCUGUUAAAAAUGCCUUUGUGAUACGAAAUAAUCGUGUUUUGUUUAAAUUCGUGAAUUCACGUCAUUGUGUCCGGGAGAAUCAUUGCACGUGGCACUGGAACCUGUGGGGCUUUGACUCAGUGUUUAUCUUAGAUAUUUUAAUCAAGGGAUGGGAAGAACAUCAGAUUUGCGGGGAGGGGAGCACAUUAGGUUUGGGGGAGAGGGCACAUUAGAUUUCCGGUUGGGCCAUGCUUGGGGCGCAGUUAUUAGGGGGCAGACAGGAAAGAUGUAACUAGGCGCAAGACUAUCGGAAGAACAAAUGAAUGUCUAGAUGGGAUUGAAUGGAUGAGAAAGGUUAUAUAAUUUAGAGGGAUGGGGCUACAAUUACUCUAGCUAUGCUUCUGCCAGUGGCGUAGAAAAGGAGGGGGAAUGGGUGGUCCGUAAUGGGGUCAUUUUUUUUCUUUUUUAUGGAUUGUUGGCAUUUUUGGACAACAGCAGAUUUUUUUUUCGUUCAAGCGAGUGUGGCAACAUUUUGUUAUAACAACCCAUGGCGGCACUAAUGCUAGCUAGGCAGCAAAGCAAUGUAUCGAUCGGCAAAAAUAUUGCGAUUAUUUUUAUCAGGAAAUAAGGCAGAAAUUAAGGGUGCCCACGGCCCUUGAGCUGAGAAGGUUUCUGUAAAAGCGCACCCAUAAAAAUUCGGAUCAUUUGAACAAAAACAAGAGGUUCAUUUUGGAGUAUACCUGAAUUCAUUUCUUCUCUUAACUAACAUCUUAUAUUGUGGUGGAGGUUUGAACCUACACUCUUAAAACCCCGGCUAGUGCUUUGUUUCUAUCAGAAUUUUCCACCGGGUCAUAGAAUUAUCUAAAAUAAGAACUAAGGACAUCUCUAGUAUUGCCCCAGCCCAAUGUUUGCGUCUUUGAAGGUAUUCUUUGUCCUUGCUUAUUCUAAAAUUUGGAAUCUUUUUAAUCCACGGAAAAUUUUUGAUAAAUUCAAAAUGAAAAAAAAAAAAUUCACGAGCACGUACAAAAAGUUAGUUUUGCAUUUUUCAGUUAAGAACAUAUGAGGUGUUUACCAAACACAACAUAUAUUUAUUUAUUUGUGAAUGUAUAUGUGGGAACUUGGAUACAAAUACAAAGUGUACAUUUUUAAUAUUCAGUGGAUUGAAAAGUUUAUUUUGAAUUUCAAACUACAAUAACCUUCUUUCGAUAAAUUACAAAUUGCAACUUUUGAUAUACAACAAGAUAUUUUUAUUUACCAAGUCCACGGAUUUUAAUUUUUUAAUUGACGAUUUAUGAAAAAUAUUUUUCUCUAAAAAUAGUAAAAACGUGUUUUUGAUAAUCAAUUCCUAGUUCACAUAGGAACAAAAUAUUUUUUUAAAAAAGUGGUUAAAUUUAGCGAUGCAUUCGAUUAUCACCUUUUUUUUUUGUAUUGAAAUGGUUUUCUAUCUAUAGUCUAGUAGGUUUCACCAGCACUAAGUUUGAUGAAAACCAUUGCACUACCAACAUUUCUUUGCUUAAAUCACCAUUAGUGAUAAAGCACGUAAAGUACACAAAUAAAUUUAAAAAAAAAUACAAUUAAAUGAUCAUAUAAAUCAACAGUCUUCCGCCUCUAUCCGCAAGCUUUAAAAAAAAAAAGUUGAUAAUCGAAUGCAUCGCUAAAAUUUAACCACUUUUUUAAAAAUAUAUAUAUUUUUUCCUAUGUGAACUAGGAAUUGAUUAUCAAAAACACGUUUUUACUAGUUCUUUUACUAUAGGGGUUUGUGUUAUGUUUUUUUUUUUACAUGGUGCUUAAUUUCAAUCUUAUUUAAAAGGCUUUAGAAGUUGUUGUCUUCCAAAUCCCGGGCGUCGCCGGGUAUUUUUGGCUAGUAUUCUAUUAAUUUUUAGCCCAACCUCCCAUUCGCAAAUCCUAACAAAUUUUAGUUUCUCAUUUUUAAAAGAAAUAAGUAAAUUAUGUCCUAAAAAACACAAUUAGAAUAAAUUUUUGUAAACAUUUCGUUCCCCGAUAGGAUCCAAGUAUCAGGAGGGAUCUAAAGUCAUACCCGUUUCCCGAUGGGACACCGUUUUCCGAUGUAUCCCAGUAUCAGGAGGCAUCUAAAGUCAUACCCGUUUCUCGAUGGGACACCGUUUCCCGAUGUAUCCCAGUAUCAGGAGGGAUCCUUACCCCUUUUGGAUCCCGAUCCCGUUUGGAUUCAUAACCUGCUUUGGUCACAAUCCGGUGGGAUCCCUAUGUUGUUGGGAAGUCGAUCCCGUCGAUAUUCCGAUCACAGUAUGUUUAAGAUCCCGUCGUUACCCCAAUCCCGGUGGGAUACCGAUCCCAUUCGUAUCCAGAUAUUUCAAACACAAUAUGUUUCCUGUCCCGUUGGUAUCGCGAUCCCAGUGGAAUCCUGAUCCCGGUGGAAUUCUAAUCUCGUUUGAAGCAGGAUCCUUAGGAUUACAAUAUCUGAGGGAUCGUGAUACUUGUAGUUCCCGAUCCCGGGUGGGUCAUAAUCCCUGUGUGACCCCCACAUAUGACCAUGGGAAACAUUGGUUAUACCAUCAAAAAUACCAUUGAGCAUAUCGCCAGGUGUAAUGAAUAAAGAUAACAUUAGACAUAUGUACCAUUGCCUUACUAAAUUAUUUGUACACGUCAGCUACCGCACAAUUUUUAUGUGUGAUAUCAACAUUAUUUUUAAACAUGCAUUUUAGGUCAAGAGAUUUGUUAGAGAAAUAUUUUUUUUUUAAAUUAUAUAUAUGAUACUGUAAGUAAAUGCAACACUUAAACUCUUCGAAAGGUUGUGAAAGAUGGCCAAUUAUUUGAUCUUCUAUAAAUCUCACCUACAUUCUUACGGUGACCUAUGAUUUGAUUAGAUCUUUUAUUCUCACCCACAUUCUGACUGUGAUCUAGGACCCCAAUGACCUGAUCCCUGCCAUCAGCCACCAGAUCUCAUUGAACCCAGAACCUGGCAAACCAGUUGUUUGGACAUUCCAGCAUUACCUGAGUGUCUUGUCUGCAUUGUAUGUUGGAGGUUUCCAUAGGUAAGAACAUGGUAUAUUGGAGGUUUCCAUAGGUGAGAACAUUGUAUGUUGGAGCUUUCUAUAGGUAAGAAAAUUGUAUGUUGGAGGUUUCCAUAGGUAAAAACAUUGUAUGUUGGAGGUUUCCAUAGGUAAGAACAUUGAAUUCAUAGUAUCUUGGAGGUUUCCAUAGGUAAAAACAUUGUAUUUGGAGGUUUCCAUAGGUAAGAACAUUGUAUGUUGGAGGUUUCCAUAGGUAAGAACAUUGCAUGUUGGAGGUUUCUAUAGGUAAGAAUGUAUGUUGGAUUUUUCCAUAGGUAAGAACAUGGUAUGUUGGAGGUUUCCAUAGGUAAGAACAUUGUAUGUUGGAGUUUUCCAUAGGUAAGAACAUCCUAGAAACAUUUAAAAGCUUUGAACAGCUCAUUAUUUUAUGAAUGUGUGUUGUUUUUUUUAAAUAUGAGGCAGCUGUUUGAUUAAAAAUUAAUUUUAUAAUUCCAAAAAAAAUUCAUUGCAUUUGCAUUUAAUUUAUAUCUAUCCUUUGUCCGUUUGUAAUCAUUUGUGCUAUAAUUGUAACUGAGUGAUUUCCUUUGGCAAAUUAAAUCAACAUAAAAAAAAUAUCUUAAGGCAACUUUUGAUGUUUAAAAUUUAAUUAAUAACAUAAAUGGGAUUUAAUAAAAAAAAAUAACAAAUAACAACAACCAAGAAUUGGCGUAGCUAAGGAGAUCUUGUUUGCUGAAUAGAUCAACAAAAUAGUUAAUUCGUUAACGUUCCAUGGAAAGUUUCUUUAGGCAAAUGUUGAUUAUAGCCUCAAAUCAAGAAACCAUUUGCUAAUAUUUUAAUAUAAUCUACUUUUAUCUGCCUGCAUGGACAUGCAUGGUAUCUAUAAGGCUACAACCUGUGUAAAAUAUGCAGCUUGAAAGAAAACGACAGAAACAGGGUAGGGGUCAUGUUUCGUCUGGACGUCAAUGAAUGUGAGCCAUGGGGUGGGUAGUGGCAACCUCAUGAUGAUGAUUUAUAAAAAAACCAUUGAGGGAUCCGUUGCUAGGCAACCGUUUCGUCCCAGCUGCUUCGUCAAGUGUUUUCUAGGUAGAAACCCACUGUAGACAUCCCUAUUGGAGGGCAUCUGACUCGUCCCCGUGAAGGGAUGGGGAAGAUUUUAGGACUUAAAUAGACCAUACCCCUCCUCUGGGGAAGUCGAUAGUUGAGUCUAUGAGCGCAGCAUCAUCGACCGACAGGAUGUCUCUUGGGCUGGAGUGAGAUCCGUUGUUAGCCGAUUGAGUGUGUGAUGUCGGGUGCUGUCCGGGAAAAAUCUCCACCGUGCCGCUUGAAUGCUAAAUACUCGGGUUUUUUUUGUUUUGUUUUUUUUUGGGGGGGGGGUGUUGCUUUCGGGAAGGUAUACAAAACUUGGCACUAGUUUGACGGCAAGGUGACGCAUUUUCGUAAUGUACAAUUUCAAUGUAAUCUACAAACUAUAACAAAUGCUUCGUCUGCACACUAUGAUGCACAUUCUUCAAACAGUAAAACAGCAUUACAAUAUUUAGCCAUAUUCUUCACACUAUGAAAUAAAUUAUUUUAUCCCCCCAUAUUCUAUAAACUAUAUUAUACGUUAAAUUUCAUGAGUUAUAAACUUGGUAUGAUAUUCUUAACAGAGUCUUUGUCCACGGGGACAUUCCACCCACUGGCGUAUGGUGGAACAAGUUGCAAGGAGAAAAUGUCACAUUUGUUUACGUGAGUUCUUGUAACCUUUUUGCACUGAUUUAUAUAAUUUUGUUUUUUACAUUUAAAAGAUAAAGAGUAAAUAUUGCACUCUCGAAUGCCUGGUGUAAAAAAAAAAAGGAGCACACAUUCUUGAACAUUUUUCAAAGCUUCGCAAAUUUGAAAAGUUUUACUUUUAUUGAGAAUAUUAAAUAACGAUAUUAAAUAAUAAUAUUAAAUAAUAAUAAUAAAUAACAUUAUUAAAUAAUAAUAUUAAAUAACAACAUUAUUAAAUAACACUAUUAAAUAACAAUAUUAAAUAUCAAAUCAUUAUGAAUUUUUAAAAAUUCUCCGUCUGUGACCUCAUAAUAUUAAAAAAAAAAAAACGUACAGCCAAUCAAAUCACUUCUGUGAAUUCUUGAGCUUCAUUUUAUAUUGAACUCACUGCGACAUUGACCUAACUGUGAUAUUGAAUUCAAUGCGACAUGGACAUCGCUGUGAUAUUGACCUCACUUUGCCCUUACAAUGACCUCACUGUAAAAUGCUUCCCCCCCCCCUUAACUGUUCUUUAAUAUUCACGUUGACCACAUUAAGGUAAUAUUGUCUCUGUAGAAUAAAUUCAUAUUUUUCUGAUGAACUUUAUACCAGGCGUCACCUAAGAUCGCCCAAUGUCUGUCUCUGUCGUUUAGAUGGACAACAUGGAGACGAUCUACCAGCAGAAAGCUUCGGUGUUAGCUCAUCAGUCGGAUGCCCUGAGGGCUCUCAUACUGUUGAAGUAUGGGGGCGCUUACCAGGUCAGUAUACUCAUCUCAGCUGAAAUGGUUCUCAAACUAUUUUAAUUUGAUCAAACAUCUUAUAUAUGUUAAUUUUUAUACUAGAAAACUAACCAGCUUUGCCUUAGUUUGUAUUCGGAAAAAAACCACAACUAAUAACUUGUGUUAUCAUCGUAAAUGAACAGUUAAUUUUUGAAAGUUUCUUAUUUUAAGUCAGAUUUACAAUAAUGGUGUCAACAUUGAAUUUCGGAAAAAAAUUCUGUUGCAAAUGAUAUUUAACUUGAGUUCAAGUAGAAUUUUAGAUAAAGACCAAUCUAAUUUUCAAAACCUGUCCAUUUUUUUAAAAACAUGUUGUCACCAAUUUCUUAUCUCUGGUCGCUUAUUAUUUAAGAUUACAUUUAAACUGAAUUAUGUGGUCAUUACGUUAUCACUAAGAUAAGGGCAGCAUAAAACUCAUUCAGAUAAAUAUUCAAUUUAUUUCUUUAAUUUAAACUGUAAAAAUUGGGACCCCUGGAGCCAAAAGAAUUUAAUCUUUAUGUUUUAUAGUAGUGAGAAUUUUGUGUUGCGUAACUAACAAACUUUAUUUUAAAAAGAAUAAAUUCCCAUUAAAUUAUGUUGAAACCGCCAAAGAUUAAGCGAUUUAUUUAAAAUUAAUUUGCUACCCCCCCCCCCUCCUCAUUUCGAUUUCCCUUUCACAAAAGAUGUGGAAAUUAUUAGUUUGACAUCCACGGACAUUUUAAAAGGAACUUACAUUGAAAAUAAUUUAUAUAAAAACGUCCAAUGCAACAAGAAGCCUUGUUUGUAGGAUAAGGCUGUGUGUUAUUCUGCUUUACCUGUAUUGAUGAGAUGUGCAGUUUGCGGGUAUAUUUAUUAUAGAUGAAGGUUACGUUAAUCAUGGAAAAGUACGUGUGUUUUUAAUUCUGUUUAUAACCAGGUGGUAAGGGCGUGAAAAGUGUCUGGUGAAUUAAACCAUUCAAACAAACUGGGAGUUUGACAUUCUGCUCUCAAAGAAAGAACUUUAAUCGACAAGCAUAUAUCCAGAUUAAAAAAUACACAAAUGAGCCAGGUCUCAAGUAGAAAUGUGUGCGUUCAGACGGGGCAGGGAGGGAAUGUAUAUGACAAAAACAAGGAAUGAGAUGUAAAGAGAAUACUCGCCUCUGUUUCAGCUCCAAAAAUUAUUGUUUACGAAAAAAUUAUCAUCUUGCAUUAAAUAUUUGUAAAUGUUAAAUUUAUGAAUAUUACUCUUAAUCUAUCAACAUGAUCUAAAAAUGAAAAUUUAAAAAAAUCUAACAUAUCUUACUCUCUAACUCUGUUACAUCGUCUCUCAAAAGCCACCAUAUCAUUAGCUCGUUCACCUUCUAUAAUUCUAUGUGUCCGUAUUUCCUAUGUUGCCAGGACAAAGACGUGUUGUGGGCCAAUCCAGUUUCCGAGCACAUCCGGAGAUACCCGGCGUUGAUGAGUUACGACUGGCCGUGGUACGAGGAGUGGCCCAGGAGUAACAACAUUGGGGUCAUCAUGGCCAAGCCUGGUUCAAUGUUUCUCAGGAAACUGCUCGAUUCUUACUGGUAA